AUGCCUUCAUCUUCCGCCUCACUCGAGAAACGCCCUUCCAUGACUUCAGUUUUUUCACAGGCACCGAUCUCUACGCUGACACAUGAGGAAGAAUGCAUGCUGAAGACUGCUUUGGCCAUGGUCGUAGUCAAGCAACGAAAAAAGGCUGGUCAGUUUCAACAAGUGAUGGAUGCUCAGAAAAAGGCUCGCAUUGCCAAUGAAGGACAACGAAAAGGCUUGUUGGAUCGCUUGUUCGUUCAUAAUUCUCCUUCGAAUCGAUCCUCGUUGCUACUCUUGUCACACCGUCAACACUUGGAUCGCAUUUUUCAAGCAGCACUGAAUAUGAGCUCCAAUGCGCUGCACCAUUCGUCAUCACCCGGACAAGACUCCAUAAUCCAUAUUUUGAACGGUACCUGCAGCCACCUGGCAUCGCAACUGCAAACCUGGUUACAAGAAGAAGAAGAAGAAGAAGAAGAAGAAAGGGCAAAGACAGAGGCGGUGGCAGCAGAACAAGAGGAGCACGUAGACGACAAUCGCCCUCAAAAUGGAAAAGGCUCCUCGUCCAGCAACGAACAAGAAUGCUCCAACUGGAUUCGCCGGAGCCUCAUGGCGACUCCUUGCCGCGCCACUUUUCAAGUAUAUUACAACUUAUUGCAAUUUGGCAACUCGCAGCUGAAUGGGGUCAUUCUGAAUAUACUGAUCAAACUGCUCUUGGAAGCCUACCACGAUCGAUUGGUAUUGCCCCCCACAACUACUACCACUACCAAGAAACCCACCACCAACGGCAACUUGAAGGCUCCACCGGCGUAUUCGACCAAUGCAUCGUCUACAGUUUCGUAUGGUUCCAAUGCAAAUACAACCUUGGACGAUACUCACAAAAGCAUCGAUUGGCUCACAGUGUCUUGGUUGCGCUUGACCCAUCGAUGUGUUCAAUACCUGUCUCCAGCCGACAUACAUUCGAUUCUUCACAACUCUUCGGCCCUCGCCCACUUGCUACUCCCAUUUGAAACAUCAUCUGGGAAUCAAACCACUCCAUCUCUGGUUCAGACAUUUUGGGAAAUGUCGACUUUGCCUUCUGCAACCUCAACGGCCGGAAUCGUCCCGUUUCCUCGGACGACCAACAACACGUGGAAAGCACCCGCACGAUUGGGAACUGGAGCGAAAAUGCUCUUGCGAUUGGGAUUGUAUCGCCUGUUGUUCUACAACAUUUUGCCACCAGAACAAGCGUAUCAUCGUAAUGACGGAUCCAUGGUGAUGGGGCAUUAG
Cylindrotheca closterium is the source of this 1245-nucleotide messenger RNA. Lineage: Eukaryota; Bacillariophyta; Bacillariophyceae; Bacillariales; Bacillariaceae. The record is from the annotation of a GenBank genome assembly.